AUGGUAGUUGCGUCUCUAAUUAUUACCGGCAUCGUUAACGCCUUCUCAUCUUUUUUUGCCAUAACGCUGAAUAUUUUAACAAUACUCGCGCUGAGGAAAACUCCAUCGUUACCAAAGCCCAUGAAAGUGUUGCUACUGAGUCUAGCUGUUUCUGAUCUCGGUGUUGGCUUACUGGUGCAACCAUUGUUUAUUGCACUCAUCAGCAUGGACAUGCAACAAGAGUCCAGCAACUCUGUGCUCAGAAUAUUUCAUAUCACUGGCACAUUUUUUUCGUAUGCUUCCUUCUUCGGCAUCACAGCUCUAAGUUUGGACAGAUUUUUGGCAAUUCAUCUUCAUCUCAGAUACCAGGAACUGGUAACUCACAAGCGUGUCGCUGCUUUGGUGAUUGCCAUUUGGGUGACGAGUACAAUCCUCGCCUUACUUGUGUUCUUUUUUCAGAAUAUUACGUUUAUAGUUCUAGCUGUAAUCGUCGUUUUCUGUUUUCUGUCUACAACAUUUUACUACAUUAAUAUAUUUUUAGCUGUUCAACGCCACAAAAAUCAAAUGCGAUCCACCAAAGCAGAUGCACACCAAGCAACCGCGGACAGUGAGAACGGAAAAGAUGAUUUUACAAGGUUAAGAAAAUCUGCUGUUGGUACAUUCUACGUCUAUCUUGUGUUUUUGGUGUGUUACACACCAGACUUUUGCAUUAUCGUUGCCGAUGUAAUAAACUCUGGUCAAAGAAGUACUUUUGUAAAGCAUCUGGCUUUCUUCACCUUAUCGCUAGUAUUUGUAAAUUCGUCUUUCAAUCCUUUGAUUUACUGUUGGAAGAUGAGAAACAUUAGACACGCCAUUACUGUGAUAAUUCGUAACAUACGCCAGUGUAACAAAUAA
This is a messenger RNA of Porites evermanni, 873 nucleotides long. The record is from the annotation of a GenBank genome assembly. Lineage: Eukaryota; Metazoa; Cnidaria; Anthozoa; Scleractinia; Poritidae.